UGUUUUCUUUUCGAUUUACUAUUUUUACUUUUUUAAUACCCGCUUUCCUUUAGUUUUAUUUUCACGUAAAUUUAGUUUAGUUACUCCUCUCACUUUUAAUACUUCCAUUUCUAUGACUGUACGAGUACUUUGAAUGUACUAAGUAGUGUUGACAAACAAAAUGUUAUUUCAUUUUUUUAGUAUUCACAAAUGGAUUUUUGCAGCCGAUUAAAGAUUAUUUUUAUUUCGGUUCAAAAAAUCUUCGAUAAAAAUCAAACUCGUGAGGAGAUUAAAUUUCAAUGGCAGACAAAGAAUAUUUGUGGACAUGUUAAAAUGUACUCGCCGUAUAUGUAUUUCCUUUCUACACUCGAAAAAAUUUCUAUUUCCAAUUUUUUCGGUUGCGUCUUGGAAUCAACGGCCACCGGUUCGGAUCAUGUCCGUUACUUCACUCCUCAAUAUCUUUUUUCUUAGUUUAAAGAGGGCAAAAAGUGUUCUAA
This is a messenger RNA of Meloidogyne enterolobii, 476 nucleotides long. NCBI's taxonomy places the organism in Eukaryota, Metazoa, Nematoda, Chromadorea, Rhabditida, Meloidogynidae. The record is from the annotation of a GenBank genome assembly.